Messenger RNA from Tinamus guttatus (white-throated tinamou), 901 nucleotides. Lineage: Eukaryota; Metazoa; Chordata; Aves; Tinamiformes; Tinamidae. The record is from RefSeq and is a predicted model, not a curated record.
AUGAUUUUGGCCAGUGUGAGGGACGACUGCUGCGGUCGCCAGAAUGAUGAAGUCACGGGAGGCACCUGGGCGCGUUCGCUCAUGGGUUGCACACGUGUGUACGAGGAGGCUGCAGAAACCUGUCCCCGCAAGGGGAAAGGAUCCCACCGGGCGCACAACAAGGCGGCUGCAAGGAACGCGUUAAUAAAACAUAAAUACCCCAAGCGCUCCCGGCCCCCGGCGCUCGAGGAGCGGCUGAGCCGGCGGCGGACGGCGCAGGAGGCCCGCGCGCUGCUGCGCUGCCGCCGGGCAGGCAUUCCCGCGCCCGUGGUCUACUUCGUGGACUACGUCACCAACUGCAUCUACCUGGAGGACAUCGUGGGCUCCGUCGCGGUCCGAGACCACAUUGACUCCGUGCAGCAGCGCGGCGGCGACGCCGGCAGCCUCCUCCCCCUCGGCGAGAAGCUGGGCGCGCUGCUGGCCAGGCUGCACGACGAAGACCUCAUCCACGGGGACCUCACCACGGCCAAUAUCCUCCUGCGCCCGCCCGUGGAGAAGCUGGACUUGGUAUUGAUAGACUUCGGCCUCAGUUUUGUUUCAGGCCUUCCUGAGGAUAAAGGAGUUGACCUGUAUGUGCUGGAAAAGGCCUUUCUUAGCGUUCAUGCUGAAGUAGAAACUGUGUUUGAAACUCUGCUGAAGACCUAUGCAGCUACAUCAAAAAAGUCCGGUCCUGUUAUCAAAAAGCUGGAUGAAGUGCGGCUACGGGGCAGGAAGAGAUCCAUGGUUGGCUAGGAGAGAGCAGUGAUGGAGAAAUAUUACCAGUUAGGUUCUGUAAACAUGUUUAUUUAUACUUCCAGUUGGUUUUAUUCCAUAGAUGGAUAUUUUGAUAAUGCAGUAUCUUAAAUAAAUUUACUACAUGUGG